AUGUCUCAAGGAGUACAGGAAGUCGAUAGCUGUGAUGCUGAAACCAGGACCAGGUGUGCUUCUCCGUCUCAUUCCCAGACCGAGUUCAUUAGUGGAAUUGUGGAAGGAUUCUAUGGGAGACCAUGGACAUUCGAUCAGAGAAAGCAUCUGUUCGCGAGGCUCAAUCGGCUUGGAUUAAACACGUAUGUUUAUGCGCCAAAAGAUGAUCUCAAACAUCGUCCGCAAUGGAGGGUUCCAUACAAUAGCGAGGAAGCAGACAUCCUUCGAAGUCUUAUCGAAUCAGCUAGAGCAAACAACAUCAAAUUCGUUCGCAUGCUCGGGUGCGAAUCGUUUGCUCUCCUCUUCGAUGACAUCGAGUGUGAAAUGAAUGAAGCGGAUAGGAAAUGCUUUACUUCCUUUGUUGCAGCCCAGGUAGCGGUCACAAACGAGGUUUACGAGUACUUAGGACGUCCUCAAUUCUUCUUUUGUCCUACAGAAUAUUGUGAAAGUCGAGCAGUGCCAUCACUUGAGCACUCUGAGUAUCUAGCGACUUUAGGAGAAGAACUCAUCACUGAUGUACAUAUUUUAUGGACAGGCCCUCGUGUGAUUUCUCGCCAUAUUACUGUUGAACAUAUUCGAAAUGUUUCCAAAGUUCUUCGUCGCAGACCACUUAUUUGGGACAAUCUCCAUGCAAACGACUACGACCAAAAACGAGUUUUCAUGGGUGAAUUUUCAGGCCGACCAGUAGCUCUCAAAAAAGAAACUGUAGGGAUAUUGAUGAAUCCGAGUUGCAAAUACGAGUUGAACUUUGUCCCGUUGCUCACUUUUGCCGACUGGAACGCUAGCAGUAGUGAUUGCUUGGCCGGUCAG
Molecule: messenger RNA, 849 nt
Organism: Ostertagia ostertagi
Lineage: Eukaryota; Metazoa; Nematoda; Chromadorea; Rhabditida; Trichostrongylidae
Source: the annotation of a GenBank genome assembly